Molecule: messenger RNA, 4958 nt
Organism: Nymphalis io (European peacock)
Lineage: Eukaryota; Metazoa; Arthropoda; Insecta; Lepidoptera; Nymphalidae
Gene: dlt
Product: codanin-1
Exons: 15
Coding region: 175-4128 (1317 amino acids)
Biological process (GO): chromatin organization
Cellular component (GO): nucleus
Source: RefSeq, a predicted model, not a curated record
AGUUACAGAUUAUACAUGAACAAUUAAUGUGUCACUGACAUCUGCGGGCUGCAGCGUAAAUUUAACAACACAGUCGUGUCACUACUGGCAAUGUCACUGUCAUGGCGCUCAAUGAAAAAUUAGCGCGCAACUCCUUUCAUCGAUCGCGAAUUUUUCUAUUUUUAUGUAGAUAAAAUGCCUGAAACAAUAAUUCAAAGUGCUAUUUCGGGAGAGUUAGAUUGGGAUUUAUUAUCUAAAUGGUUAAAUAAUGAGUCAAUUGAGGCUGCACCGGAAGACUGUAUCUUAUUUUGUUCUAAUAGAAAUGAAUUUGUUGGAUUCUUUCUGUCGUACCUCAGGAAUCAGACUGAGAGCAUAUUACAGACAAACAGCAAUGCCUUGUCGAUCCCACAACACCAAGGUACACCUGAGAAAUCCCUUGGUCAACGCAAACACCACAGAUCAGUUAGUGAACCAACGUGUGACAAUGAAAAUUCCAAUGACAGUCUCAUAGUAAAAUCUGACAGAAAAACACACGAAUCUCCAAAUAGGGAGAGAAAGAAACCUGGUCGACGAGUCAAAACGAAGCUGUUCCCGGAGGAUAAAAAAGAACAUAAUGUGUCUUUAUCGUCUGAUGAAUCAAGACUCAGCACCGGGGUUGAGAGACUCAUCAUAUCGAGUACUCCAUUGAAAAAUACCUUCAAACCAGAUUACUCCAAUUUACCUUCGAGUAGCCCUGUCACACCUCAAUCAAGAUCGUUCAAAGAAUUCGAAAGGUGUGACACUCCACGCAUCAGUAGGCAUUCCAGGUCUCAGGAGAAGAGUGUCAGCUUAGCGGAUUACUUAGUCAAUGUCCAAUCAAAAAGUUCGAAAAAGAGACGGUCGAAAAAUACGUCGAAUGACGACAGCGAAACGAAAAUGGACCUGGAUUUGAGCAAUUCGGAAAUAUUUCCCGAAAUCGGUGCAAGGAAGUCCAGUUCGCUGAAGUCUGAACGACGCAGAAUCAAACCGACGAAUAUCGAUAGAAGCAAAAAAAGCUGCUCGUUAAAUAGCUUCACAUCUGAGACGUUUCAGCAACCAUCGCCUCUAGCGCUCGAGGAAAACUUAGCCUUCAAACCGAAAUUACAGCCUAAGGAGCUGUCGAACGGCAUCGAGGUCGAGCGUAAUAUUUUAAAGCAGGAAAGACAGAAAUUGAUGGAGAAAUUUAACGUUCUGAACACGUCACUAUCACCAAAAGUUACAACGCCACAGAUAAAAGUAACCCAGAAAGAUUUAUCUGAAAGAAGUUUAAGUUAUGUCGAGGCUGAUCAGAGUAAAAUCGCAUUUAUUGAAAAGAUCGAUAUAUUAAUUGAUAUUUAUAAUGUUUUACUAAAUAAUAAUUUAAUAUUAAGCAUAAAUACGGAAAUAUAUUUCUUAAUAACGAUCCUGUUGUCGAAACAGUUGGACGAAGACUGUAAGAUUUCUGAAUCUCAAUUACAGAAUAAUUUGUACGAAUCGAUUUUAAAACCAAUUCACAAUAGCACGUAUUUCGCCGUGAAAUCAUUAUGGCAUCAACGGGCAACGUUAGAAGUGAUACUAGACAAGAAUUCACUAAAAACACUCGGCGAAAAUAAGAAAGUACGAAGUUUCUACCCGGACUUGGCGAAGUUUCUCCUAAACUCGUACGGGUUGAAGUGCGAGGCGGAGUCCAACAGCGACAGGUCCAAAACGAGCGAGAGUACAGGCUCGAACGGCAUGGUUUGCUUCAACCACGAGACGGAUAAUUCAGAAAACUUCCCAUCGAUACUGAGUUUCCAAAAUUUCAAAAAGCAAAGGGACAUGUUUUACGACAUAUUGAGGUGGUACGCGUCGGGCGGCGGCGGCGCGGCGCUGCGCACGCGCACGCGCGCGCUGCUGGCGCUGGCGGCGCGCGCGCACAACCACGCGCACCUGGCCGCGCUGCUCACGCGCCUGCUGCUCGACGCGCCCGCGCCGGAGUCGAAGCUGAGUAAACUCCGGCGCCGGCUGACGUGCCCGUCGGCGACCGAGUCUCAUCGCUUCCCGCGUUUCUCCGAUAAGGAAAUGUUUUACAAAGAAUUUAUAAUGUACGCAGAGAACGAGAGCUUCAGGGUGCAUUUGAAAGACGCGCUCGCUUCAGAAAUAUUGACCCUGGACACGACGGGCAUUAGCAACGAGUCUUCAAAUAGGGCUGACCUUACAAGGGAGUAUCUAGUUUUAUCUAAAAAGUUAUGUCUUCUGUCCAAAUUCCUUGGAUACUUAACAUCGUUACCCUACGUACAGACGUCCGUAGAUAUUCUGUUGAAAAGUGGAACUCAGCGCGGUGAUAAUUACAUGGAAGACAUAUUUGCAGCGCCGAAGGAGAAAAUUUUGGAAAAUUGCAUCGCGUUACGGAAUUAUAGCCAACCUACCAUAGAUUUGAAUGGAAUUUUAAGAACAGCCAUAGAGAAUGGCAGAAUGACAAUAACUAUACCAUGGAUAGUGCACUAUUUGUCGAUGCUCGACUACACCACGCUACGGGUUCAAUACUAUCAAAACCUUCUCAAUCUACUCUUCUAUAUUUACGAAAAAGUAUUAAAAUACAACGAAUUUAUGAAGAAGAACACCGUCAUAUACAUGAAAUCGAUUCUCGGCUGGCUAUUCGACUUGCCGCAUUUCCCCCAGGAGUUUUUUAGCCACAAACGAGAUGCCACGCUCAGCGUCGCGAGAGAUGGGUUCGAUUCGUGUGACUUGAUCGACGAAUCGAUUCUAUUCGAGCUCUGCCCCUUCCUGAAGGACGUCAACGUGCUGCUCUCCACGUCGCGAGUCAAUCCCGAGAAGGAGAGCUUCAGACACAUAACGCCCGUCAGGCUGACCCUGAACACGGAAGACAGGAUACGGAACAAGGAGAAGGAGCUGCAGUCUCGCCUCGAGGAGGAGCUGCUCCGCAGCCAGCCGUCGUCCAGCCGGCGCGUGCUGGAGCUGGUGACCGAGCGAGUGUGCUCCGCCGCCGUGCGCGAGCUCGCCGCCGCGCUGGCCGCCGCCCGCAGCGCCGCGCGCGCCGCCGCCGCCGGCCUCGUCGCGCAGCACGCCGCGCGGGCCACCCUCAUUCCCGCGCUGCAAGCAAUGUACGCAGAGCACCUGGACAGGCUCCGCUCUGAGGCCCUGGAGUCCUGCAAGACCCUCGCCCGCAGUCGGAUCUCGUCCGCGCUGACGGCGCUGCUGCCCAUGUCGCCCGCGCCGCUGCACGCCGUGGCCACUAGGACCUGCUACAACAGGCUGAGCAAGUGGAUUAAUGACCACUGGAACACCACGGCCGUGCUGUGCAAGGACAUAGAGCAGGAGGCGUGGUCGCUGCGCGUGUCGCCCGACUCCCCCCCCGCGCUGCCGGCGCCCCCUGCCGACCUGCGCGACCUGUGCAGCCCCGCCGCCGCGCUCAUCGCACUCAAGGAACAGACCUGCCUGCUGCUCGACGGCGAAGACAUCCCGCCCCCCCGCGCGGUGCUGCGCGCCUGCGCCGCCUGCUGCUCGCCCGCCAACGUGUUCAGCCGCCCACCCACGCAGAGAGCCAUCCUGCAGAUGUCCAUUGACUUCUGUAUUGUUUAUGUGAGCAGGAAGACGAUGAAAAUAAUGGAGGUGUUGCCCGACCUGCACGAGCUGUGGAACACGUGCUGUCCGGACCGGCCUCAACACGACGAGGGGCCCGAGUCCCCCGAGCGACGACCGGACCUCUCGCCCACGGAUGACUACGACGACAGGGCCCCCACCCCGCAAUCUGAUGAAGACGGGAAGACUGCAGAAGUUAUCGCCCCCCCGGCGCGGCUGGACACACGCACGGAGCCCCGCUCGGAGAGCGAGGCGCUGCUGGAGCUGUUCUCGCGCGUGGUGUGCGCGCGCAACGUGCGCGUGCUGGGGGCGCGGGGGCCGGCGUGGGCGGCGCUGGCGCGCGUGCUGCUGUUCCUGCUGGCGGAGCGCUACCUGGCGCCCGGCGCGCUGGCCGAGACCUGCCUGGCGCUCUACUCGCAGGACUGGCCGCAGGAUGUGCUGACGAAUCUCUCGACGUGCAUGAAGACGGUCUCGGCGGGCUGGUCGAGCUCGUCGGGGGGCAAGUUCACGCUGUUCUUGGACUUCCUGGCGGACUACUGUAACGAUAUGGACUUCGAGAUAAUCGAGUAGUGAACUGAAAUCGAUUCGGUACGUUUUAAAAUCGAUUUUACUAAAUUAACGUUUAGAAAUUUAGUGUAAAUAUAUAACGAAUAAAUGUUAAUUAUUAAACAGUUCAAAAAUAUUUCUUUUAUAAUAAUUAUAAUAAUCGUUUGAUGUUUUUGCCUGUCUUUCAAAUAAUCAUUUUAAAUCAAAUGACUUUUAUUGUUUAUUUAAAAUUCGUAAAUAUAAACAAAGUAGAUUUACAUAUAAAAUCGCGUCGCUAGUAGCUCGCUAUAUUAUGCACUACAAACAGUUCUCGGUUAACAACUGGUAUUUCAACGAUGAAAAUUAUAAUUCUGUUCAUUGAGUAUGUGACGUGAUAUUUUGAGACAUAUGGGAGUCCUUCCUGCCUUUAAAGAUGAAAUUUCGUAUUAUUUCGAAUGCUAACGUUAUAGAAUAAGCAUUCGUUUCAAAUUUCAGCUUCCUAGACUCGGUAGUUUUCUGUGCGUUAAGAGUCAGUCAGGAUCUAUAGAUGUUUAAAUAUUUAGUGCCCCGCCACACGUAUGCUAUUUUUAUCUUCGAAAGGACUUAAAAAGGAAUUAAUAUAUAUUAGUAGUAAAUCUGUGUUUUUAGAAUAUUGCUCAUAAUAAUUUUGAAAAGUUUUAAAUAUUUUGCUUAAGUAAACAAAAUGGAAGGAAUACUCUAUGAGGAAUUUUGUAGGAUUUUUAGAAGUUUUUAAAUAUAUUUAGGGAAUAAAUUGAUAAACUAAUAGCAACACCAAUUCGAAUGUCUUAUAGUUAUAUAAUGGGUAGGUAAUUAAAAUGGACACCCGAUAGUGUGUGGUCACCUUUUGUUGUGAA